Molecule: messenger RNA, 2934 nt
Organism: Lentinula edodes (shiitake mushroom)
Lineage: Eukaryota; Fungi; Basidiomycota; Agaricomycetes; Agaricales; Omphalotaceae
Exons: 23
Coding region: 1-2934 (977 amino acids)
Source: RefSeq, a predicted model, not a curated record
AUGGCUCAGCAGAAGAGGGGAGUAUUCUCGGCGAACUUUGAAGACGAUAGUGAUUCGGAAGAACCAGAAUAUUCAAAAAUCAGAUUAGUUUACACAGACCCCACUGAUGAACUCCGGAACGAAGUUACAUCACUUCGUGCUCAGUUGCUUCAUGUAACCAGUCACCAGGAUUCUGUUGCACAGGCGAAAUCCAACGCCGAGAAAUUAUCCUUGAAGCUCACCAUUGCAAAAUCUCAGCUUGAAACCAAAAAUGUGUUAAUACAUGAAUACAAGAAGAGACUUAACUUAACACUUGGACAAUUUGACUCAGAAGUAUCCAGUGCAGUGGCUGGAGUCAUUCACAACCUCAAGCAAGUACUUGUAUGUCUUAACACAGAAAGGACGAUUAAAAGUCAAAAGUCCCUCAAGAAAGAAGAGGAUAACUCGUUCUUGACUUCUUGGUCGAUCAGAUUGCUGAAUGAGAUACAAGACUUAGACCACAUGUACUCUGAACUUUGGAAGGACUAUGAACAAGUUCGAAUCGAAUUUAUUCGUGCUCAAGAGUCAGUUUUAGCUUGCAUUCAGACAACAGAACCAGAUCGUCAUCAUCAUACGUUGCACCAGGACGUUGGGGAUGCGAAUCUUCAAUUCUAUCAGAUGUACAUCGUGAAGCUUCCAGAGCUCCUUAGAGAACGUCCAGAGUCCUCAGCAGAUGUAUCAAGUUGGCUUGCGUGGCUGGAAUAUUUGAAGGACGUGAAAAUAAAGGCUCUGACGGAAAUAAACAGUAGAACAGAGAGGUCAUCAAAUGUGAUUGUCUUGAAACCUGGAGACGUUAAGGCAAUAAACAGCAUUCUCCUGUUGCUACUGGAGGACAGUCAAGAACAGAAAUCCGAGAAACUUCAGAGGGUAUACGAAUAUGAAGAGGUUCAUGCUCUGAAACCUCAGAAGCUGCUGCUUAACGAAAAGAACAAGCAGCUGGAACUUGUUCAGGAACGUUCUUCGGAAAUCAGGAGACAGGAUGAAGAUGAAGCAUAUCAGGCAAAGAACAACAAGAUAGAAAAGGAAAUAGUGGCCAUUCGACAAAAAGUACACAAACUACAGUUGGAGAAGGAGGAACUUCAGUCUAUGCUUCAGGUCGGCGAAGCUUCGAGCUCCAAUAAAUUGCAGAAUGCGAUGCAAGAAAUGAAAACACAACAAGAACAGCAAGCGUGUUUUUUCGAAGCUCAAAUUUUUGCUCUCAAUCGACAGAGAGACCUUCUUGAGGUGUCUCUCAAGCAAGCUUGGGAGUGUAAGAACUCGGAACUCAAGCGGAAUUGUGAAGAAUUUGAUAGUCUCAAGAAGGAGUUAGAAGCUCUCGAGACCAUCCUCGGCGAAAAGGACCAACAGCUUCAGAGUAACGAGCAGCAUCGUUUGGAAAUUGACAGCGCGCUGCAGAGUUAUCAAAGUCUGGAACAGGUCCGUGCUACGAGAUAUAGAGAGCUUGUCAAGGAACUUACUGCCACCAAACAGGAAGUUCAUCUAUGUGAGGCACAGAAUGAGAAGUUGCAAUUGUCGUUUGAGGCCAUGGAAUAUUCGCUUCAGGCAAGAUUGCAAGAACAGCAGAAGGCGUACCAAUCCUUUGAUGAACGGCUUAAUGAUAUGAGUCGUCGCAAAGACCUCCUCGAAAUUUCUCUCAAAGAGGCCUGGGAAUGCAAGAAUCAGGAACUUGAGGAUUCGCAACGAGGAUGCAGUAUUCUUCAAGAAAAGAUAGAAACUGAGCAGACAAUAUUGAAUCAGAAAGAGAUACAGAUCCAAGGAAACGAGUUAGAGAUAUCUAGAUUAAACGCCAGUCUGCAGCGAAAGGAGGAGGAAAAUGAUUAUGAAGAUUCUAUAGAGACUGAUCAUCAAAUGCAGGUGGAGCGACUGCGAGAAGAUAUCAAAUACCUCGAGGACGCUGUUGAGCAAUUGGAAGCAUCUCGCGAUUCUUUGGAAGCAGACCUACAAUCUGAAGAAGUCAAAGUACGAGACCGAGAAACGUCUUUACUCCAGAAAGAAGCAGAUCAUGCUAUCAUCUGCAAAUCACUGGAGGAUCGUUUAUCUGCCUUCCGUCGUGAUAACCAAACAAAAGUUUCCAAGACCCUGCUGACUGAUCUACAACACGCGUAUGAACUUGAAUCGACGCAACUCAAAGACACACAUCAAAAACUCAUUCGAGCAAAUAAAAAGAACGUAAAAUCAAAGGAUCAUAUCGCUGGAAUCGAGCAAAAGGUCGCUGAAUCACAGGCUCAAGGGGAGGAAAUGCAACGCCAAAUAAUGCAGCUUGAGUACGAACUGGCGCAACGACGAACUCAGAGCAAGGAUAUACACUCUACAGUUUCAAUUCUGCAAGACGAGAAUUUAGCGAAGGCCUUGCGAAUCAAAGAAUUACUAGAUUUAUUGGAAUAUCACAAGAUCGACCAUCACUCGACUUCGACAGGUACAUCAUCUACUAUGCAGGCUGAUCAAUUUCGAGUGUCAUCUUCUAGCUCCAGAGCAACACGACUACAUCCAGUGCCUCACACAGCGAUUGGUGCUACAUCUUCCGCUCUUGGCCAAUUCGCACAUUCUACUGCAUCAGUCACUUAUCAGCCAUCUUCAUCGUCUUCACGAAACCUGUUCCCAAUUUCGUCUCCUUCAGUGUCAGCCGAGAUGCGAUCCCCCAUGCGGUCUGUUCCAUCCACCGGCGAGGCUUCAAUACCACCAAUGCAAGGAAUGCACUUUGGAAGUCUCAAUAAGUCUCUUCGUAAAGCUGCUGUUGCGGCAGAACUUCGGAUGACUACUAAACGGGAGUAUGUUCUGCGACCGUCAAAGGAGAUGAAACCCUCCAGUCAACCGGCUACCUCGAAAGUGAGACACCGGAAUUCAUUGUCGCGGCAACAUCGAAAGCCUUCUAUAUAUGUGCAUCCUGUCGCUCCGUUUUCUACCAUUGAUGGCUGA